AUGGGAAAAAAAAAAAAAAAAAAACUCUAUAGUGUCCUGUGGCUUCGGUUUGUUUCAAAAACUCAGGAAAGGGAAGCAAAGUCUCAUUCGAGGUGCUGUUCAUCAGAAGAGAGAAGAGAAGAGAAGAGAAGAUGGCAUUCAUAAUGGAAUUCGCGGAGAACUUGAUUUUGAAGAUGAUGGAAGAUCCAAAGGAAAGGGAUCGGAAGUUCAGGGAGCACGUUUAUAAGGUGAAGGACGGGUGCGCGAAGACGAUGGAGAUUCAUAGGCUUCCUAUGAGACCCUAUGGGUUCUGGACAUUCGAACGCCACAAUUCUCAGCUCGCAUGGGACCCACAGAUUAGCCAAGUUGCUGGCCGCAGGGACCCUUACGAUGAUCUCCUCCAACAUUACUCUCCCCCAUCUAAAUGAGCUUGUGGUGCUGAACUUGUCACAAGUUAUUUCAGGUGAAAAAGUGGAUCAUAUUUCCUUUUUUAAUCUCCUGUCCUGUUUCAUGUUGCAGAGAUUAUAACUGGUUUGUAAUGCUCUAUACUGUUAUUUCGAAUAAAGGUUCCAACUAAAAAUGGGUCUUAUAUCUGUUAUUGCUUUUAUAUGGAUUCAUCGGCCAACCUCAACUAGUUUGAGGUAAAUGUGAUCUUGAUGUUGUUCAUGUUGAUAUAACUAUGGUGCUAUGAUUUGUUUUUGUUUUUUUUGCCCUUGGGAAUUUACAUUCUUGCACAAUUGCACUUCC
Messenger RNA from Gastrolobium bilobum, 726 nucleotides. RefSeq lists its product as uncharacterized. NCBI's taxonomy places the organism in Eukaryota, Viridiplantae, Streptophyta, Magnoliopsida, Fabales, Fabaceae. The record is from RefSeq and is a predicted model, not a curated record. The transcript is spliced from 3 exons. Bases 132 to 407 code for a protein of 91 amino acids.